CGACCCUGCAGCAUAGUCCACACAACAAUAACAAGGGCUUCAACUCUGGCAGCGAGUGCUGGUAAAGCUUUCGCAACAAAACCGAAGUCUCAAAAUUUUGUUUGGCUGCUGUGAAAGUGAGGGAAAGCGAGUGAAAAUGAGCGGAACCAUAAAGAAGGUGACAGAUGUGGCAUUUAAAGCAUCAAAGACUAUUGAUUGGGAAGGAAUGGCGAAGCUUAUCGUCUCCGACGAGGCUCGCAAGGAGUUCGCCUCCCUUCGUCGCGCUUUCGAUGAGGUUAAUUCCACUCUUCAGACCAAAUUCAGCCAGGAACCUGAACCUAUUGACUGGGAAUAUUAUAGGAAAACAGUUGGCACACGCUUAGUGGAUAUGUAUAAAGAGGCUUAUGACAGCAUAGAGGUCCCAAAGUAUGUGGACACAGUUACUCCACAGUACAAGCCUAAAUUUGACGCAUUGUUGGUAGAAUUGAAAGAAGCAGAGGAGAAAUCCCUGAAGGAGUCGGAACGUUUGGAGAAAGAAAUUGCCGAAGUUCAAGAGUUGAAGAAAAAGCUCAGCACCAUGACUGCUGAAGAGUACUUUGAAAAGCAUCCUGAGCUCAAGAAGAAGUUCGAUGAUGAAAUCCGGAAUGACUACUGGGGCUAUUGACCAUAUUGGCUAUUUAUGGCACCAAAUCAAUGCUAUGCCCAAAAUUAUGAACUCAACAUUUUCCUGUUCUUUUCACAAUAAUAAUUAUCAACAAAUUGUUUGUUUGUAAUUUGGUUGCUGGCAGUUUGUGGAAUUUGAGCUUCGAUGAUGUCCAUGUCAAAUGUGGGAUUUUUCCAUCUCACAAGGAGAGUUAAAUUUGGAAGAUGAUGAUUUGUUCAAUCAGCAUGAAUAAUCAAAUCUUUUAGCUGCUCUUUCUGUCCUUUGGACCUA
This is a messenger RNA of Hevea brasiliensis (rubber tree), 913 nucleotides long. RefSeq names its product ATP synthase subunit d, mitochondrial. Gene Ontology annotation, molecular function: proton transmembrane transporter activity. The record is from RefSeq and is a predicted model, not a curated record. NCBI's taxonomy places the organism in Eukaryota, Viridiplantae, Streptophyta, Magnoliopsida, Malpighiales, Euphorbiaceae. The transcript is spliced from 5 exons. Gene Ontology annotation, biological process: proton motive force-driven ATP synthesis. Bases 137 to 643 code for a protein of 168 amino acids.